Marmota flaviventris (yellow-bellied marmot) is the source of this 1676-nucleotide messenger RNA. Lineage: Eukaryota; Metazoa; Chordata; Mammalia; Rodentia; Sciuridae. The record is from RefSeq and is a predicted model, not a curated record.
UGUGAUGCAUGUGGCAAGGUCUUCAAUCAGAUUUCACACCUGGCAAGUCAUCGUAGAAUCCACACUGGAGAGAAACCUUACAAAUGUGAUGAAUGUGGAAAGGUCUUCCACCAAAUUUCACACCUUGCACAACAUCGAACCAUUCACACAGGAGAGAAACCUUUCAAAUGUAAUGAGUGUGGCAAGGUCUUCAGUCGCAACUCGUACCUCGUUCACCAUCUGAUAAUCCACACUGGGGAAAAACCGUACAAAUGCAAUGAGUGUGGCAAGGUCUUCAAUCAAAAAUCGAUCCUUACAAGUCACCAAAGAAUUCAUACUGGAGAGAAACCAUACAAAUGUGAUGAAUGUGGGAAGGUCUUUAAUCAAAUUUCACACCUUGCAGAACAUCGAAGAAUUCACACUGGAGAGAAACCUUACAAAUGCAAUGAGUGUGGCAGUGUUUUCAGUCAGAAGUCAUCCCUUGCAAAUCAUCAGAGAAUCCACACAGGAGAAAAACCUUUCAAAUGCAAUGAGUGUGGCAAGGGCUUCAGCCGUAACUCAUACCUAGCAGAACAUCUGAUAAUCCAUACUGGAGAGAAGCCGUGCAAAUGCAAUGAAUGUGGCAAAGUCUUCAGUCAAAUAUCACAUCUUACAUGUCAUCGCAGAAUCCAUACGGGAGAGAAACCUUACAAAUGUAAUGACUGUGGCAAGGUCUUCAGUCUGAAUUCAUCCCUAGCCCAUCACCGCAGGAUCCAUACUGGGGAGAAACCUUACAAAUGUAAUGACUGUGGCAAGAUGUUCACUCAAAAUUCACAUCUUGCAUGUCAUCGCAGAAUUCAUACUGGAGAGAAACCUUACAAAUGCAAUGACUGUGGCAAGGUCUUCAGUCAAAAUUCACAUCUUGCAUGUCAUCGCAGAAUCCACACUGGGGAGAAACCUUACAAAUGUAAUGACUGUGGCAAGGUCUUCAGUGUGAACUCAUCCCUAGCCCAUCACCGCAGGAUCCAUAGUGUAGAGAAGCCUUAGUAAUCAGUGUGUGCAGGGUCGGGGGUCACAUUGUAAUCCCGGCUAUUUUGCAAAAAUCAGGAGGAUGGCACGUGCAAAUUCUGCUUGGACAUAAUUGUGAGAUGCUUACAAAAUGAAAUAAAGGGCUGGGGAUGUAGAUCAGUGGGAAAAUGAUGGUAGAGCAUGUUUCAGUCCCUGGGUUCAAUUCCCAUACCCCCAAAGAGGAAAAGAAAUGCAAUGAAUGUGUUGGGGACUUCAGUCACAUUGGCACAUCACAUGCCAAGCAUUUAUGGUGGAGAGAAACCCUAUGAAUAUGAUGAAUGUGGCAAAGCCUGUAGGGUGCAUCUGGCCUGGCCUAUCAUGUGAUCCACACCAAGAGGGCAUGUCAAGGUUUUCACUGACAUUUCCUAUCACUCAGAUUGUCAAGAUCUCAUCCUAGGAAAAAAUCACAAAUGAAUUAAGCACAGUCUUUGUCAGAAUACAAGUCAUGUAAUACCACUUGAUUUCCUAGUGGAGAAAUUAUCUUCUAUGUGUAAUGACUAUCUGAACCUUUAGGCCUCAUUUAAAGCUUGGAAACUUUCAGUCAGUCUGUGAUGGAGAGGAACCUCAUCCAUAAUUUGCUAUAAACAGACCUUAAUGUAAAAGUCUGUCAUCAGGAUUCCUGCUGGAAAAAAACUUCACAAAUGUACCAA